Messenger RNA from Oryctolagus cuniculus (rabbit), 6561 nucleotides. It is a transcript of the gene SOAT1, whose product is annotated as sterol O-acyltransferase 1. The record is from RefSeq and is a predicted model, not a curated record. Gene Ontology annotation, biological process: cholesterol metabolic process; cholesterol efflux; cholesterol homeostasis. Lineage: Eukaryota; Metazoa; Chordata; Mammalia; Lagomorpha; Leporidae. Gene Ontology annotation, molecular function: cholesterol O-acyltransferase activity; fatty-acyl-CoA binding; cholesterol binding. Gene Ontology annotation, cellular component: endoplasmic reticulum membrane.
CUCCUUUGAAUGGAGUGAGCAUCGCUUCUGGUGUCCCUGCAAACUGGAGCACUGGCAGGCUUUCGGAGAGGGCGAGAGAAAUCCUCACACAGAGCAACAUCCGUGCCAGUAGUUCUCUGCUGCGUCAGUGGGGGAGUGACUCUGAGAUGCAGAUUUCCAGAUUCUUCCGUCCUCAACUGAGGCACUGCAUCCCGCGUUGCUGGAAGGAUUCCCUGAACUGGAAGUGUGAUUCCGUGUCCUUCCAGCUCCCUGCCUUACCAAAUCAGGAAUUAAAGCCACUUUUUUUGAAGGAAGUUGGCAGUCACUUUGAUGAUUUUGUGACCAAUCUGAUUGAAAAAUCGGCAUCAUUAGACAAUGGUGGAUGUGCUCUCACAACUUUUUCCAUUCUUAAAGAAAUGAAAAACAAUCACAGAGCUAAAGACCUGAGAGCACCUCCAGAGCAGGGAAAGAUUUUCGUUGCAAGGCGAUCUCUCUUGGAUGAGCUGUUUGAAGUGGACCACAUCAGGACAAUAUAUCACAUGUUCAUCGCCCUCCUCAUUCUCUUUAUCCUCAGCACUCUUGUGGUAGAUUACAUCGAUGAAGGAAGGCUGGUGCUUGAGUUCAAUCUCCUGUCUUACGCUUUUGGCAAAUUUCCUACUGUUGUUUGGACCUGGUGGACCAUGUUCCUGUCUACACUUUCAAUUCCCUAUUUCCUGUUUCAACAUUGGGCCAAUGGCUACAGCAAGAGUUCUCAUCCACUGAUGUAUUCUCUCUUCCAUGGCUUACUUUUUAUGGUCUUCCAGCUUGGAAUUCUAGGUUUUGGGCCAACGUAUAUUGUAUUAGCAUAUACACUGCCACCAGCUUCCCGUUUCAUUGUUAUACUCGAGCAGAUUCGUUUGAUAAUGAAGGCCCAUUCAUUUGUCAGAGAGAACGUGCCUCGGGUACUAAAUUCAGCUAAGGAGAAAUCAAGCACUGUUCCAAUACCCACAGUCAACCAGUACUUGUACUUCUUGUUUGCUCCUACCCUGAUCUACCGGGACAGCUAUCCCAGGACUCCCACUGUAAGAUGGGGUUAUGUUGCUAUGCAGUUUGCACAGGUCUUUGGCUGCCUUUUUUAUGUGUACUAUAUCUUUGAGCGGCUCUGUGCCCCGUUGUUUCGGAAUAUCAAACAGGAGCCCUUCAGCGCUCGUGUCCUCGUCCUGUGUAUAUUUAACUCCAUCUUGCCAGGUGUGCUGAUUCUGUUCCUUACCUUUUUUGCGUUUUUGCACUGCUGGCUCAACGCCUUUGCUGAGAUGCUACGCUUUGGUGACAGGAUGUUUUAUAAGGACUGGUGGAACUCCACAUCAUAUGCUAACUAUUAUAGGACCUGGAACGUGGUGGUCCAUGACUGGCUGUAUUACUAUGCCUACAAGGACUUGCUCUGGUUUUUCUCUAAGAGGUUCAAGUCUGCUGCCAUGUUGGCGGUCUUUGCCAUGUCUGCCGUCGUGCACGAGUAUGCCUUGGCUGUUUGUUUGAGCUAUUUCUAUCCAGUACUCUUCGUGCUCUUCAUGUUCUUUGGAAUGGCUUUCAACUUCAUUGUCAAUGAUAGUCGGAAAAGGCCAAUUUGGAACAUUCUGGUGUGGGCUUCCCUUUUCCUGGGCCACGGGGUCAUCCUGUGCCUUUAUUCUCAGGAGUGGUAUGCACGCCAGCACUGCCCUCUGAAAAACCCCACAUUUCUGGAUUACGUCCGACCACGUUCUUGGACUUGUCGCUAUGUGUUUUAGGAGCUUGGAUGGUGUUCCUUCCUUGUCACUGAAGAUUGAACAUUCUGCCUGGUGUGGGGCCCUGUCUCCACCGCUACUGAAGUUCUCUGUGUUACUUGGAUCACGCCAGGCUUCAGUGGUUCACCGGAGUAGGUCACUGGAAGCUGAGCUGUUCAGAAUUCCUUGGAAUCUUGCAUACCUAAGCAGGAAUUUUUUUUAUUUUUUCCUUUUUGGUAGAAGGGAGACUGAAAGCUGGGGUAAUGACAGAUUUUUUUCUGGGUCAUAUCAGCUUAAGCCUCAGUAAUUGCAAUUGUUUUGUUUCUUGAGUCCAUCCAAUCAGAGACUAAAAUCAGAUUUUCUCAGCCACAGAAUUAUCCAAAGCACUUACGAAAAAAUCAUUUAAGUAUUUCUGGCUUAGAAUUUCUUUCAUAUAUACUGUUGAAGGAAUGUUAAUUAAAAAUGCAAAGAAUAUAAUGUAGAAUGAUUUUUUGCUAUUUCUAGUAGAAAGACAAAAAAAUCUAUUUUCCAAAGGUAAUCUUGUUAUAUAUUACCUUUUAUAUUUUGUUUGGAAAAAAGUUCAGUUCUACUCAAGUUUUACAUUCUUCAUACCAGCUAGGUCAUGAUUUUUGUGCAGGAAAAAGAUGUCUUCCACUAUAAAUUCUUGCAUCAAUAAUAAUAAUAAUAAUACAUAUUUAGAGGACCAGAAGUUGGAAGGGAAAAACAAAAAAUAUUCUCAGAGAUUCCAUAGUAGUUUUAAGGAAAGAUUUGCAGAUUCAAUCAUAUUUUUAAAUUAUUUUGCUUAUCAUGAAAUUUACAUGGAAGAUAGUUUUUUAACUUUAAGGAAAUAUGAGGGUACUUCAGAGAGCUAAUAAAAAAUGAAAGGUAAGUUUAUUUUGGUGUAAAACAGAAAUCCGUGCAUAUGAGAGGUCUUCCAAGACCGUUCAUGGGAAAUGUGUAUUAUUAAAGAACUGGGUGUAGAUUUCAAAGUUUUUUGCACCAAAGUAAACUUAAUUGGAUUUUCCAUGAACUUUUGGAAGUAUUCUCAGCACCUCUUUGAUGUUUUGAAGUAUCCUUUGGUAUAAUUAUUCUCUAAUAAAUACUUAUCUUGAAUUAUUUUGCAGAUUAGUGAGUCAGUCUGUGACCUAAGUAUUAAUUAGCUUCAUUAACACUGAAGUGAUCAUUAAGGAUCCAGAAGCUGGCUUCUGCAUUUCUCAGUUCUCUCGUACUUUGAACGGUAGUAUAUUUUUAGGUGGAACAGAUUAAAAUGUGAUGUGAGUUUCCGGGUGAUAUGUGCCCUUCUUCAGUAAGAAGUGGUGCGUAGGAAUUACUUCGUAUGUGAUUAUGUUAGAUUGAGCAUUAGGGACAUCAGGGACCAAGUACUUCAACCUUCCACCCAAACAAGUGAGCCUUACGAGUUACUCAAAUGAUUGUUGGUACGUGGAGCAGCCACCUUGAGAGGUUCUCUCACAGUUCAGCCAGCCCUAGUGCUGUCCAAGAUGUUUUGAGAAGUCGUUCUGAAGGAGUUGUUUUAAGGUCAGUUUGAGUCUCACAAAACGUAGAGUAUGUUUCUAGUCGCAGCUUAAAUUGGACCACGAGGCCCUUGCUUAGUCAUCUGUUUGAUCCACCAUACCUCUGAUCCAGUGGAGGUUAAGCGGUUUUCAGACGUGAGUUCCAGCCUUGAAGGACACAAGCGCACGUGUGUUUCCAGGCAUUGAUCUGCACAGUGGUGUUGUAAUUGAUAGCAGUGUUUUUGACAUCACAAGAGAAUGGUCUGCUCCAAGGUUAGGUUAUGAACAAGGCAGUCUGUCGGAGCAGCAGAAUGGAAUGCUUAGGUCUGCAUUUCUGUUAAGAAGUGUAAAUGCACACUAGGAGAGACCUUUGUUGUUUGCUAGUCUCAACACUUGGUUUGUAGGCCUAGUCAAGGUUUUGUUUUAAAUUUUUUUUUAAUAAAAACUGUCAUCUUUAUAUUGUUUAUAAGUGAUUUUUCUGCCCAGGAUUUUCAGCAGUAACAGUGGACAUGUAUAAGCAUUGUAGACUGUUCAGAAUGCUAAGUGUGUCCUAAGAAACUUCCAAAAACACACAACAUAAAGGAAUGCCCACUUGGGUGAGAGACUGGUUUACAACCAUGAUCUUCAUGCAGGCUGCUUUGAGCAAACGUCUGUUCUUUAGACUGCCACCUACACUAUUUGUUUUAAAUGAAUACAAACUAGAACUUCUGUAAUGUGUUCAGGAAGAUUCUCUUACUUUCCCUACUCACUAACAGGGGUGAAAGGUACUUUUGAUUACAGAAUGAUGGUGAGUAACGCUUUUCCUUCUGAAAAGAAAUGAGUUUAGACUCUGUUUCCUAUAAGACCUAAUGAUUGUGACCGUUCUGGGGGACAUGUUAUCCAAGAGAAAGCUGAGUAGUAUGUACAGUAUUUCCCUUUCUCAGUAGAUUGCUAAUUGGUCUCCCAUGACCCUCGUGAGUAGGAUUAAAUUUGUUAAGAUACUGUUAUUCUCAAUCCUGGAUUAGGAAGUAAAACAGUUCUGUUUGUUGUUGAAUUAAUGUACCGCAGUUGCCUUGAUAAGGUUGCUUGCCUCAUUAGAAUUUAACUUGAACAUUGAGGCUGUGCUUAACACGUCAGUAACUCUUAACAGUUGGAAGCAAAAGGAUUGAGGGAAGUGUUUUGUCCUUUUUCAGUAUUUGCAAGGUAAAAAUGGGCAGAUUAACAAAGUACAGUGUAUUAACAAUCUGUUUUGGCAAGCAUACAUUAUGUUGCACAAUUCAUGUCAUGUUUUCAGUUUUCAUUAAUCGUAAGAUGUUGCCUGAGAAAUUGAAUUUUGAAGUCUUUAUAAGAAAACAGCAUCAUGUGUUUAAAAUUGGCUCAUUUGGUCUGCAUUGCCUUUAAAAGAUGUAAUUUAUUAGUUGUUGAGAGGCCUUUGGCACAAAGAGUGUCUUUGUUUUGUUUGGUUGUAAGUAAUUGUGUGCACAGUUCAUUUGAUUUGUGUGCAGGAGGUGGUGGAUGAUAAAGGUAAACUAAUGUGAUUAUAAUCAUGAGGUGGCCUGUUAGCAGUGUCAGAGUUUAAAGUUUUGAUUUAUAGUCAUUUAAAAAAAAUCAUUGCACUUAAGCCAACUUGUGAAACAGAUACAGUGUAGCUACUUCUGACCUGGAGAGGAACUGUGGGCCUGAGCUCUCGUUGGUACAUCCUUUCCGUCCUGCCCCAGAACACCCUGUUGGGAAACCACAGUGGGUGGGUGGGGAAGAGCGUGGGCUCGUGGCUGGGAGAGCCUUGUGCAUCCCAGCCCUGUGACCACGGCAGAGUCGCCCUGGGUGCCCGAGCCGAGUCUCCCUGGUCUGUGGAGGAAGGUGACAACUACCUCACGCGGUUGCUGCAAAGCAGUAGCCCUGGCAGAGCACGGCCUCCGUACUGUCUUCCCUUCAUCUUCUGACACCCAGACCCUUCCUGCUGCCUUCAGAAAGUGUGUGUACUUGGACUGCAGAUGCUGCACACUCCCAGGAGCACGCGCAGUGCUUUUCAGUAGACCGGGGUGAGGACGGGUGGCUCAGCAUGACUCGGCAUCGUGCAGGUGGGACAGGACACUGUCCCACAUGCACCUCCUCCCUCGGGUCAGGCUUGCACCUUCCCCAGCUUCGCUGACGCUUCUUCUGCUUUCACGCUAGAGCAGGCGGCAGUCUUCUCAGAAGAGAUGGCGUUGCUGCUGUCACCAAGGUGUCAGCUGGUUAAGGACUGGUGGGUGCACCCUACAGUCAGGUUUAGAGGCUGGGCAGAGGAUGGAGGCGGACGAGGCCUGAGCUCUGACAGCUGAGUCUUGGAACACACUUUCUGCACAGAAGAUGGCGUGACUCAUGUCAUCUACGUGCAACACGCGCACACGCUGACAAAGAUGUGUCCCGGUGGUACGUCAUGUGUCUUAUCUCUAGGUUUCACGUUCACGACUCCAGAAUGGAUGACUGACAGGGAUUUGAUUAGCUGUUCACAUCAGCCAAGCUUGUGUCGGGUAGUAGUGUUGGAACCCUUCUGUGACAGAAUACCACAGAGGCCUGGUCUCUGGAGCAGGUUAACGCGUGGCUGGCCCGGUGGAGACGGGGUGGGGCCUUUCCUGCCCCCCCCCACCCGCCCCGAACGCAAUCCAGGUGACAGUGGCGGACACAACCUGCAGAUGCUUGCACUUCGUAGGAUAGUUGGGUCAUCUGUGUCCUUCCUCCAGUGACAUGCUUUCUGAUAGCUAAUGUGGGCUUGAGAGGGAGUCCGAGUCAACCUCGGAAGUGGAAUGGUUUCUGGAGGAUCCAAGGCUGCCUCUGCCCGCCUCCGAUGCGGCUCCCUCCUCCCGCGUUACUCCGUCCACACUGUGCGGUCCGGCACACUGCUGGCUCCCUUCCCCGUGACCGUGUGUGUGGAUGAAGGGGUGGCUGCAGUCGGUUUCAGAGACCCGUGAGACAGGCCGUUCCCGCCCCACCCCAUCGUGUAGAAACACACUUUGCAGUCCCCUGUGCUAAGGUGCCAAUCCGCUUUCCCAAGGAAAGAGUGGAGCCCCGGCGGAGGCUCCGCCUGUGGGCAGGACCGCAGUUCUGCCUGUCCUCCAUUUUGCACAUUCAUGCAUGGCGUCCGGGAGCAGCCGAGGUCAUGUCAGCCUGAGGUGGCUUCUACAAGGUGUUUCUGUAACGAUAUCGUAGGUGACUCAUUCUCACUUCUGGUUUCCCUGUUUCCCCUGCCCCUGGAAAUCACUGGUACUAUGACUCUGUGUCGUAUGCAUUGUAUUAGCAUUCAUUUUAAACUUAAAAUGGAAAAAUAUUGCAUAUGUGAAUAUGGCAAAUAAAUAUAUUUGGAAAAAACAUAA